Molecule: messenger RNA, 5419 nt
Organism: Hirundo rustica (Barn swallow)
Lineage: Eukaryota; Metazoa; Chordata; Aves; Passeriformes; Hirundinidae
Gene: TMEM184A
Product: transmembrane protein 184A
Exons: 9
Coding region: 223-1512 (429 amino acids)
Biological process (GO): transport
Cellular component (GO): early endosome membrane
Molecular function (GO): transporter activity
Source: RefSeq, a predicted model, not a curated record
UGAGCACCUGUGGGAGCCGCUGGGAGGGCAGAGCCUCCUCUAAGAGCCCUGUGCCUGCGUCAUCCACUCCUCCAGAUGAGGGCUCGAUGCUGCCCUGCCGCGAUUUGUAGCUGUGUGCUGUAGCUCCUUCCUCCUGAGUGGCCUGAUGGUGGUGUGGAGAGGCUGGUCCCGUAAAUAACCCGAGUGUCCCGGCUUUAUCUGAAAGCAAUCGGGAGGGAAGGCAUGUCUCCUGCUCUGGUGAGGAUGAGUAAUGCCACACGUGCUGUGCCCUCUCCCAUGGCACCUGGCACACCAGGGCCUGGCACAGCAGCCAGGCUGGCCUCAGCCCCCCCGUUCUCAGCUGUUGCCCUGCUUACGGCUGGUCACAACGACUCCCAGGAUGGCCAGCAGCUUUUCCUGACCACGACAGCAGCGCACGUCAUCUCUGGCAUCUUCGUGUGGUCAGCACUCAUCAUCACCUUCCACCAGAUCUACACACACCUGAGGAAUUACACCAUCCCCAAGGAGCAGCGCUACAUCAUCCGCAUCCUCUUCAUCGUGCCUGUCUACGCCUUCGACUCCUGGCUCAGCCUCCUCCUCCUCGGCAGCCACCAGUACUACGUCUACUUCGACUCGGUGCGCGACUGCUAUGAAGCUUUUGUGAUUUACAGCUUCCUGAGCCUGUGCUUCGAGUACCUUGGAGGGGAGAGCACCAUCAUGACAGAGAUCCGCGGGAAGCCCAUUGCGUCCAGCUGCUUUUACGGGACCUGCUGCCUUCAGGGUAUGUCCUACUCCAUUGGGUUCCUGCGCUUCUGCAAGCAGGCCACACUGCAGUUCUGCAUUGUGAAACCCCUCAUGGCAAUCAUCACCAUCAUCCUGCAGGCGUUUGGGAAGUACCACGAUGGAGACUUCAAUGUCCACAGUGGAUACCUCUACAUUACCAUCAUCUACAACUUCUCUGUCAGCCUGGCCCUUUACGCCCUUUUCCUCUUCUACUUUGCCACCAUGGACCUGCUGCGCCCGUUUGACCCCGUCCUCAAGUUCAUCACCAUCAAGGCCGUCAUCUUCCUCUCCUUCUGGCAAGGGACACUGCUGGCAGUCCUGGAGAAGUGUGGCGUGAUCCCUGAAGUUCAGAUCAUUGAUGGGAAGGAGGUGGGAGCUGGAACAGUGGCUGCUGGCUACCAGAACUUCAUCAUCUGCAUUGAAAUGUUCUUCGCUUCCAUUGCCCUGCGCUACGCAUUCACCUGCCAGGUGUACAGGGAGAAGAAAGAAAACUCAACAGCAAACCUCGCCCCGAUGCAGAGCAUCUCGAGCGGGCUGAAGGAGACCAUCAGCCCCCAGGACAUCGUGCAGGACGCCAUCCACAACUUCUCGCCCGCGUACCAGCAGUACACCCAGCAGUCGAUGCAGGAGGCAGAGCGCAAAGCGCCGGGGGAGAAUGGGCACGUGGCCUCCAAGAUAGAUGGACAGAGCAGCAGGAAGAGCAAAAACAUUGAAAAGAGAAUGCUGAUCCUGUCAGAUGAGGAGCUGUAGGAGGUAUCAGAAGAGACACUGACACUGAAGAGGUUCUAACCCAUGCGAAGGGGAGGUGUCUUGAGGCUGAGACAGCCUGGGCUAAUCAGAGUACUGAGAAGCCAGGAACUCUAUCCAAAAAGCCAGUCUCUCAAAGGGAAGAUGCGAUAACCCAGAAAAGGUUAAGUCAAAUAGUGCCAGCUUCUGCUGUCAUGGAUGGAGCUGUGUUGGACCCUGUGUUGCAGCCUGGGCUUUGCUGCCCCACUGCUGCUGUCUCUCUGCCAGCCCUGUGCCAAUGCUGGGGGAUGCCAGGCAGCAAAGGGAGCCGGGGUUCAGGAGAGACCAGCCGCCCUCGCCCUCCUCUUACCUCCAAGAUGUGCUGAGGCCUGAGAGAAAUGCUUUUCUCAGCACAGUUCUGCUCUAGUUUCUCCCAAUUUGAGUAAAAAAUGAUCUCCAAGGGCUCCGUGGAGAAAACCAGCCCAGGAAGGUGACUUCACUUCACCUCAAAACCCGGUAAAGGUUGAAAGACGUCAUUCCUUAUUUUUACAUUUUUUCGCUUCUCCUUCUCACAGCAAAGCUUAUAGAGAUAUGCAAAAGACCUUUACCAUGGAGAAAGAGUAAGUCAUCCUCUUCUCCCUCCAGAUGUGGAUGCAGCUGUCCAAGUAACUCCCCCGGGAGUGUGGCAGGACCUCACUGGGACUAACCAGAGGUCUGCAGCUGCAUUUCUGAGAGCUGCCGGUGACAGAAGUGCUUGUUUGUGUCUAAACCAGCUUAUCUCUGAACAGAUCAGAAGUUAAAAGGGAUUCCAGCUUCCUUAUCAGAAUCUUUAUUAGGGAACCAGACUGUGACUGGUGGUGGUAGGAAUUCACUUACUGAGAACUGUCUGUUCCUCCUAACUCUUCAAUAUUCCCCCGUCCCUGGGCUUUGCCUGACUUGUGGGAAGGCAAGCAGGAGCAGAGCCCAGCUGCGUGACCAUGGUGAGGAAAAAGAGGUGCUGAGGGAUGUUGCCUCAUCUUGGCUGGGGCAAGACCACAGGCAAGGGAAGACUGUGUACAGGGGGAUGCUCCUCAUAUCAGUGACGGCGAGCUCACAUCCUUCUAAUAAGACUUCUCCUUUCUUCCCCAAUUUUCAGUCUAAUUUCUAUUCUCCUGUUUAUGAGAUGAUCCCUGGGAAUGAACUUAGGCACUGGUUGGGCUGUUGUCUGGGAUGGUAGCUGGCUAGUGGAAGGACAAAGGCAAAUCUACAGCCUCAGAUUUGCAGUCAUGUAGCAAACAAACCGAUGGAUAAGGCUCGGAGCCCUUUUAAACACAACUCGUAGAAUCUGGAUCUUUUUAUUCCCUGCUCUUAAGCUGCAAAAUGUAAAUCACAACACAAAAUAAUUUAUUUCUUUUUCUAAUAAACAGCAAUUUCUAGCACAGAGCAAGCAAGCGUUUUCACUGAGCUCAGCAAGCAAAGCCCACGAUCUGCCUGUUCCUGCUAUAAUGCUGAUGCUCUUAAGCUUAACGUCCUCCCUGCCCCUCAAUGCUGGCCCAGCAGAAAUACCUGCACACGCAGCAUCCUGCACAUUUUGGCAUUCCUACAGGAUUUGUGCUCAUCUUUUUGACUCCACAAAGAACGUGCUUGUCUCCUGCUUCCUCUCCUUGCACAGCACCUCUUCCAACCCUCGCCUAAGCUGCGGAUGCAGUGGUUCAGAGGUGCUGGAUCCGGUUUAGGUAAACUAAGCCCAGACUCCAGCCCCAACAAGGCAAGUUCUGUUUAUUAUUAUUAUUGGGGCAAUCUUACCAUGCUAUAACCCAGACUCCACAUGAGCAACCUAUAGUUCAGCCAGUCCUGCAAGUCCCUCUGGUCCGAAGAAGCACUGCUCGUACCUGCCCAGCCGGUGAGACUGCGGCCACUUUUCCGGCAAUAAGGUCCAUAAACAAGAGCCAGAUGCUCUGCACAUCCAGGCAUUCAUCCAGGAUCCUGCACAUCCUGGGAGCAAGAGUGCCCUGCGUAGAAAGUGCAGCCUCAGUACUCAGGGACAAGGCUGCUCGGCUCUGUAACGCAGCCAGCACUGAAGCAGGGACAUCUCACCUGAACAUCUUGGUCUUCGCCCCUCUGGGAGCAGGCGGCUACAGCUGCAGGAACAGAGGCUGCUCUGGCCCCUGGGGCGAGGACAGACUGCAAAGGUGAUGAUGGCACAUCUGCUGGCGCACUCGCAGCCGCUGAGAUAAAGACUCGCACAAGAACACAGCAAGAACUGUGGUUGUACUUCAUUGCACAAAUGAUCGACUCCGGUGCAUAAUGGGCUGCCUCCAUCGCUCUGCCAGCAGGUGCAAUUCCCACUGCAGACAAUAACAUUUGCCUAUUUAUGUCAAGCCCUGAUUACUGUAUUAUAUGUAAAACAGAUCUUUCUUGCAAGCCAAACAAGGAGGGGGGAAGAAAAAAAAAAAAAAAAGUCAGCUGUGACUCAUGCAAGUCAGCAGUGUGAUACCAGCCUGAAGGAGCCGUGCUGGGCUGGACACCAGCUGGCUGCCGCGACGGCAACAGCAGGCACCCUCCCUGCUCCAGCCGGCGCGAGCUGGGCCUCCUGCUCGUCCUUUUUCUUGGAGAGGGGAGAGAGGCAAGAGCUGAUGGCUCAGGCUGGGCGCUGUCACGGCCCUCAAAAGCCUUAAGCUGUCAAAAGGCAUCCGUGAGGAACAGAAAUGCCAACGGUGGUGUAGGCUGGACGCCGUCUCCUCUGCUAACGCGUCUCCUCCACCUCCUCAACAAGGACACGGGGAAAGCUGGCGGCGAGCACACGGGUGACCUACACGGGAGCCUGCUGUGCCUGGAGCCACGCCAGCAGGCAGCCCGGGAGGAGCAGGCGUCUCUCACUGCCAGCAGCAGGCUCCGGUGGUCGGCAGAUUUGUUUUCCUGUUGUCGCUUGUCCUCGGGCUUUCCCCAAGGACAAGGCUGAGCUGCAGCUAUCAGAGCUCCUGGUGCUUUUUGGGCUGGAUCAGGCAGGUUUACACCCCACUCCUGUCAGAGGUGAUCAUCACAGGGCACACUACACGUGCAGGAGCUCAGGCUGACCUCCGUAAAGCAGAGGGGAAGGAAGGCAGCUGCUGGCACCACAGCAGAGGCAGCUCUCAUGCAUGGCUGCUCGCUGCACAGCACCUAGUCUGAGACAGACGCUUCUUUUUUUUGGGUGCUAGCACUCACCAACAAGUCCCUGGGCCCAGCUGCCAACAGGCACCAGGCUGCCAGACCUGCACCAGAGAACAGGAUUUGUGCUUCUAGCACACUGUUCACAGAGACCUUCUAUGCUCCUCCCCUACACAUGGUGAACAUUGAGUUUCCUUCCGCUUCUGAACCUUCACCUGGCCCAUUCCUGAUGCCCUUUUCCUCCUGAACUAAUGCUCCUCCAUCCCUCCAACAGUCACAACUGGCCCACCUCCCUUGUCCCCUCCACUGUCACCAGCUCCUUGCUGCAGUGACUCCAGGCAGAAGCCAAAGGAGCUGAUCAUGCUUUUUUUGCUCAGCACAGAGACUGCCACCAGCCCCAGGCUUCAUCCACAUGUCUGCUCAGCCAAGCCUGCCUGGCCCUGCCUAAUGACCAUCCAUUACCUGCUGACACACAAAGCCUCUCAGCCCUGCUCCGCUCCUCUUAAUUCCAGCUUUGGCCAACACACCCAUCUGUCUCCAACCUACUGCCUCAACCAAGUGUUUUCCCCCCUUCAGCUGAUCCCUCAAGAAACUCAACCAUUUGAAAUAGGGAAUUGAAGCCAACACAACCCCUGAAAGCUCACUGGCACAAGGUACCACCUUCUGAAAAGCCCCAACAGGGAAAAGCAAAAAGAUGAAGUAUUGAUGUAAGGGGUUAAAGCAGUUUAUUCACAAGCAGUCACACAGGGAAAGCAUGAAGGGAUAUUUCACAACCCAAAGGAAGAGGGAGGAGUGUCUCUCU